Messenger RNA from Paralichthys olivaceus (Japanese flounder), 1109 nucleotides. The record is from RefSeq and is a predicted model, not a curated record. NCBI's taxonomy places the organism in Eukaryota, Metazoa, Chordata, Actinopteri, Pleuronectiformes, Paralichthyidae.
CUCCAGGUCGAGCGGGAAAUAGCGAUUCUCAAACUCAUAGAACAUCCUCACGUUUUAAAACUGCACGACGUCUACGAAAACAAGAAAUACCUGUAUCUGGUGCUGGAACACGUGUCCGGGGGGGAACUCUUCGACUACCUGGUGAAGAAGGGUCGGUUAACGCCCAAAGAGGCCAGAAAGUUCUUCAGACAGAUCAUCUCGGCCCUGGACUUCUGCCACAGUCACUCCAUAUGCCACAGAGAUUUGAAGCCGGAGAACUUGUUGUUAGACGAGAAGAACAACAUCAGGAUAGCGGACUUCGGCAUGGCGUCUCUGCAGGUCGGGGACAGUCUGCUGGAGACCAGCUGUGGAUCUCCACACUACGCCUGCCCAGAGGUGAUCAGGGGGGAGAAGUACGACGGGAGGAAAGCAGACGCCUGGAGCUGCGGAGUCAUCCUGUUCGCACUGUUAGUGGGCGCUCUCCCGUUUGAUGACGACAACCUGAGGAAUCUUUUGGAGAAGGUGAAGCUGGGAGUUUUCCACAUGCCUCACUUCAUCCCUCCAGACUGUCAGAACCUCCUGCGCGGCAUGAUUGAAGUGGACGCUGGGAAGAGGCUCACGUUAGAGCAGAUCCAGAAGCACACUUGGUACCUAGCUGGAAAGAACGAGCCCGAGCCGGAGCAGCCGGUCCCCAGGAAGGUGGCCAUCAGGACGCUGGCUGCAGCCGAGGAGAUCGACCCUGACGUCCUGGAGAGCAUGCACUCGCUGGGCUGCUUCAGAGACAAGGACAAACUGGCCAAAGACCUGCUGUCUGAGGAUGACAACCAGGAAAAGAUGAUCUACUUCCUCCUCCUGGACCGUAAGGAGAGAUAUCCCAGCCAGGAGGACCAGAACCUGCCUCCGAUGAGCGAGAUCGCUGACCCACCCAGGAAGCGCGUGGACUCGCCGAUGCUGAGCCGUCACGGCAAACGGAGACCGGAGAGGAAGUCCAUGGAGGUGCUGAGCGUCACGGAGGGGGGGUCUCCUGUACCGGUACGACGAGCCCUCGACAUGGCAACGCACGGACAGAGCAAAUCUGUUUUCAGUAAAAGCUUGGAUAUCACAAACGCUAACUGCAGCAAGGAGGAAAG